Brenthis ino (lesser marbled fritillary) is the source of this 9630-nucleotide messenger RNA. NCBI's taxonomy places the organism in Eukaryota, Metazoa, Arthropoda, Insecta, Lepidoptera, Nymphalidae. The record is from the annotation of a GenBank genome assembly.
AUGGCGGGUUCCGGGGGGCUCGCGGAGUGGUCGGAGGGCGCGUCGGUGUGGUUCCAGCCGGCCGGCGCCCCCGCGCCUCUACCCGGCGAGCUGGUCGAGGUGCACCGUGCCGCGAGGGUGUUGUUAGUUAGCGCCGUAGUUAAUGGACAGCCUCAAACCUUCGCGUUACAAAUGGGAAAUGGUGAAGAGGAAGGCGACCCAGUAUGGCCCCGCGAGGAGCUUGGACCCACCGGCGUGGAAGACAUGACGCGUCUUCACGAUUUACAUGAGGCGGCAUUGCUUUGGAACCUGAAACUGAGAUAUGAACAGGGUCUUAUUUACACAUACGCUGGUUCAAUUUUAGUAGCUGUUAAUCCGUAUAGACCUGUCGACACGUUGUACGGCCUAAAAACUGCUAGAAGGUACCAUGCAGCGGAAGCAUUAGGAGAUCUCCCACCUCAUCUCUUCGCCAUAGCAGCGGCGGCUCGUGCAUCUCUACCUCAUCCUCAAGCUAUUCUUAUUUCUGGGGAGUCGGGUGCUGGAAAAACAGAAUCCACAAAAUUAGCGGUUCAAUUUUUGGCUGCAGUGGCUCCCACACCGCCUGGAAGAGCACCCGUAUCCGAACAAAUACUUGAAGCAGCGCCGUUGCUAGAAGCUUUCGGCAAUGCGAGAACACCAAAAAAUCAUAACUCUAGUCGUUUUGGUAAAUUAUUGGAAUUAUAUUUUAAAGAUGGCGCGUUAGCUGGUGCAAGAGUUGCUCAUUACUUGCUAGAAAAAUCACGCAUUGUCACACAGUCGCCUGGCGAGAGAAACUAUCACGUUUUCUAUGAAUUGCUAGCAGGUCUAGACGAAGAACAAAGAAAGUCUAGAGGCUUAUUGUCAGCCGAACAUUAUUUCUAUUUAAAUCAAGGUGGUGAUUCAGGGGGUGCGGGUGCAGGUGCUGACUGGACUGCGCUAUGUGGUGCAAUGCAAGUCCUCGGAAUUGGAGAUUCUGAAAGAGAAGAUAUAAUAAAAGUUUUAGCAGCAGUCCUUCAUUUGGGAAACGUAUAUUUCCAUAGACGGCAGUUAAGGCAUGGCCAAGAGGGUGUCCAAUUGGGUGGUGGGGCGGAAGUUCGUUGGGCCGCCCAUUUACUUAAAGUACCGGCAGAAGAGUUAGCUAGAGCCUUAACGACAAGAGUUACAGCCGCGCGAGCUGAACGAAUGCGAUCUCCUUUACCUAUAGAUCAGGCAUUAGAUGCAAGAGACGCUUUCGCGAAAGCACUUUAUUCAUCAUUAUUUAAUUGGCUUGUCCUCCGAAUAAACUCGAUAGUCCACCGCGCUGGAUUACACGACGCUCAUCGAAUAUCUCUCCUGGAUAUCUUCGGUUUUGAAGACUUGGAAGAGAAUUCCUUCGAACAACUUUGUAUAAACUUCGCUAACGAAACGCUACAACAUUAUUUUAAUAAACAUAUUUUUAAAUUGGAGCAACAAGAAUACCAAAAAGAGAGGUUGGAAUGGUCUAACCUCACGUGGAAUGAUAACUCUCCAGUAAUUCAACUGCUAAGUAAGAAGCCAGUGGGUAUUCUGCACCUGUUAGAUGAUGAGAGUAACUUCCCACGGGCUUCUGAUGCCUCGUUCCUAGAAAAGUGCCAUUACAAUCAUGCUCUUAACGAGCUAUAUUCUAGGCCGAGGUUGGGAGCAAAUGAGUUUGGAAUAAAACACUACGCCGGUCAAGUAUGGUACAACGUAGAAGGUUUCUUAGACAAGAACCGAGACGCUUUACGAGCUGAUGUGUUAGAGUUAUUAUGCAGCAGUGAAGUGCCUCUUGUAGCGGAAAUGUCGGCUCAAUUGCGCGCUCAACACGACGCUAACAAAACAUUGCCGAGAGGAGCUAAUGGACGGUUUGUUACUAUGAAGCCGCGGACACCCACUGUUGCUGCUCGAUUUUCAGACAGUUUGCACCAGCUUUUGGAAUCGAUGUCACGUUGCAAUCCGUGGUUCGUGCGUUGUAUUAAACCUAAUACGGAUAAAUCGCCUAUGAAAUUCGACAUGCCGUGUGUUCUCUCACAACUGCGGUAUACCGGCAUGUUGGAUACAAUCAAGAUUAGGCAGAUGGGCUAUCCUAUUCGGAUACCAUUCCAGAAUUUCGUUGAGAGAUAUAGGUACUUGUUAAAGGCGAUGCCUCCUCGCGCUACGCCUUACAGAGAAAUUUGCAAUUCUAUCCUCGCGCAAAUGCCGCCUACCGGCGCUGUGGGCGCGGACUUUCAGCUGGGUGCUGCGCGAGUGUUCGUCCGAGAGGCGCUGCAUCGCGCGUUAGAGCGCGCUCGCGCGGACAAGCUACGUGCCGCGGCUACGCUGCUACAGGCCAGGAUUAGGGGAUAUUUGGCUAGAAAACACUAUCAUCAAAUGCGGUACUCGGCAGUGAAGAUCCAAUCUUGGUGGAAAGGUUCCCGGGAACGUCGCAAGUACGUCGUCGUUAGGCGCGGGGUCGUUCGAGCACAGGCACUCUUGCGCGGCAAACGUGCGCGCGCUCGAGCUAAGGCACUCAAGGAGCAGAUGAAACGGAGACAGGAAGCGCAACAAGCUGCUGCCAAACGACGAGCAGCGGAACAAAAAGCGAAAGCAGAAAGUCUUCAAGUACUGGAAGUGCCGGCGGAACUCGCCUUUAUAUUAUCCAAGGUUGACGACUGGCAACCACCACACACGGAACGAAAUAUUAGCAAAGUGCCUGGUGAUGUGUUUGCAGAAGAGGAAAGAGUUCAAUUACCUCGAGAUUUGCAGCAAUUCGCAUUCUCGAAGUUCAGCUCUGUGUACUUCGCUGACGGUGGUCAGCUGAGUCCCAGAAAACAUCCAAUCACUAAGCCUUUCUUAUCUAAGGCUGCCGUAAGAGACCAAGAUUUUAAUGACGCUGUAGCCAUUUUCAAGCUCAUCUUGCGAUGGUGCGACGAAUCAGCUGCCGGGAAUGAAACAAGGCAGAAAGUGCUGGCGGACUACAUAGCGUCGCGCGGGCUGGCGUCGCGCGGGCUGCGGGACGAGGUGCUGGUGCAGCUGUGCAAUCAGGCGGGCGCGGGCGACGCGCGCGUGCUGCGCCUGCUCGCACACUGCCUCGCCGCCUUCCAGCCCGGGCCUGCCUUGCACAAAUACCUGAUCCGGCUAAUAUCCGAACGUGCAUCGGGCACUGAGCGCGCUCGGCUGCUGCGCCUCGUGUGCGGCGGCGAGGCGGCGGCGGCGCGCAGCGCGGGCGUGCCGCGCCGCGCGCCGCCCACGCUGCUCGAGUGGAAGGCGGCCGCGGAGAACGCUCGGCCUGCGUUGCCUGUGAGGUUGUAUGAUGAUUCUGUGCACACGGUGGGCGUAGAGUCUUGGACGACGUGCGAGCGCGCGGCGGCGGGCGCGCUGGCGGCGGCGGGCGUCGCGCGCGGCGCCGCCGGCUGGUCGCUCACACUCGAGCACAAUGGACAGCUCACUGAGUGGGCGGGCUGCGAGUACGCGCUGGACGCGGUGGGCGAGGUGGAGACGUGGGCGGCGCUGGGCGCGCGCGCCGAGCCGCUGCGCCUGGCGCGCGCCGCGCCCGCGCCGCCGCCGCGCGCCUCCUCCGCCGACAGCGACCGCGCCGCGCCCGCGCCCGCCGCCACCGCCGCGCCGCGCCCGCUGGUCCCACCGCCAGAACCACCGAAGUCACGGUCACCAAGUAUCCAGCGUAUGCUACAAGAAUCUAUAGAAGAGAACAUAUCUGAAUACAAUUGGAAAAUGGAACAAGAGGAAUCCCGCACGUUACCAAAACUAAGUGGCGAUUAUUCCAAAAAUACUAGUGAUUAUUCCAGAAAAACAAGUGAAUAUUCAAAGGAUGCCGCCGAUUAUUCGAGAAAUCCGAACGAAUAUUCCAAAAACAACGCAGAAUAUCCUAGAAAUACAAACGAAUAUUCCAAAAACAACGUAGAAUAUCCUAGAAAUACUAAUGAAUAUUCUAAAAAUAACGCAGAAUACUCAAGAAAUACAAACGAAUAUUCUAAAAAUAAUGCUGAAUAUUCCAGAAAUACGAUGGAGUAUUCGAAAAAUACAUCUGAAUACAAUAGAAAUGCUACAGAUUACUCAAGGAAGAUAUCUCACGACAUUCUGUCUCGAGAAUCAGCGUUGAAUGAGCGCUACUUUGAGCAACAAUCGGAUAAGGUUCGAAGCCGUUCACUAGACAAUCUCUUGGGUGACAACCCUGUGCCUCAACAAACAAAGUUUGCCGAUUUAGGGUUGUCACAAUCACGGUUGAAUGAUAGAUAUCAUUCAGUAGAGCGGCUCGGAGGGGCACCGAGUGUGACCAGUAGUAAGGGCAUGGAGCAGGAGUAUGGCGGUAAUCGCGCGGGACAUUCAAGGUACAUUAAGUCGCAGUACGUGGGCAAGCGCGCGCCGGCUGGCUCGCAGUCUAGCCGCGCUUAUAUUGAAAAAAGUUCCGAAUUUGGAGGUGUUAGAUCAUCAGCAAUGUCUGACACAUCUGAAGCUCCGAGCUUGGCCUCGCACGUACGUCGUGUUCGCGUUCCCAGUCAAGCAUCUGAUGUCGAUCAGUUCCUCGACGAUCUUUUCUCUCCCGUACUAGACCCAAAUAUUGAUGAAAUGUCUGACGCACGAUCACUCGCGGCUAGCAUCAAAGGAGGCAGAGAUUAUAACAAAUUCAUUGAUGACGUACUAAGUUGUUCCUAUAAUGAACAAAUAGAGACUUUGAAUAAUUCUGAAUCUAUGACACGCCUUAUCAAAGGCGGAGGCCAAGAAGAAAGUGGCAAAACAAGCAGAAAAGAAUCUAAUGUUGAUUCUGUUGACGAUUACAUCACGAACCUUUUUGACCCAAUAUUUAUGAACGACAGUCUAAAACGAUUAACCGAUGGAGAAGGAUUAUCAGGUGCUAUAAAAGGUGGUGGAUCUACUCCAAGAGCUGGUGGUGCAAAUACAUCUGCGCUAAGUUUUGGCGCUAUUUCUCUACCACCGUCCAUGCCAGCGAUGCCGGCGACUCCAGAAGCACUAGCAGCUGCGUUAGGUUUACAUUUACCUCCUCCAGGAACUGUAGAUAUCAACGCAUACCAUCAAAACUUACAAAGAGCGUUCUUACAAAACGCUAUGGCCCAAAAUCUUCAAAUUCAACAGCAGUUGUUGGCUCAAAAUCAAGCUUUACAAACUUUACUUGCCGGUCAAGUAGUAGAAUCAACCGAUUCCGCUCCUACUUCACCGGUACGAGCUUCGACUGUCGUGCACGCUCAGAUACACUCGCCUCCUAGAAACUCAGUAAAAUCCAGACGAGAGUCUAACGAAAGCUCAUCUGCAGGAGCCCCUCCACCUCCUCCUCCGCCAAUGCCACCCCCACUACAUGCUAUGGAUCCUUCAGAGGUUAGACCUUUCAUAGAUUUAUAUGGUCGAGCUAAAACCGUAAGGAUAGGUAAAUGGCGAUGGCCUCCUCCAAAAGACGCUGUUGGACAAGAAACACCACAAGAUUUUACUAAGUUCAAAAUGCGUCAGAUACAAAGAAGAAUUACGCCCCAAGCGCAAUCAAACGGUAUCGAACAUGAAGCACCAAGAGGACGUUCCCGAUCAGAAGCUUCACCAGGGAUUGAAUGGGAGGAGUUUGAGGUGGAUGGUCACUCUCCGUCUUCUCGAGAGCCACCUUCUCAACGCACUGCAAGACGCAGCUUUGAAAUUGGAGCGCAAAGACCGUCUCCAGGGAGUGUUGGUAAAUUAAAGUUGAGUUCAGAAAUGCGACAAAGAUUGGAACGAGUGACAGCAAAUCAUUCAGUUCGAAGUUCGUCGUCAAAUGCGGAAACUCCACGAACGAUUAACAAAUUAGAAGAUACUAGAAAGUUAAUGUUAGAAAGGCAAUUAGGUGGUGGUAUGCGAUGGGAUGCACCUCCCCCUCCCCUUCCCCCAGCACCUCCUGGACCAGCGCCUCCUCCUCCAAUGUCCCCGCCAUCUCCCCCAGACAAACCAGCGCCACCACCACCAGCAGAUUCUUCCUCUACAUUUGCACAACUACGUCGCGAUAGAGACACUUUCGGUGUUCACCAAAAUAGAGAAGCUGACGAUCGCCAUGCAUUUUUAGCAAAUUGGAGUACUAGAAGGAAAGAUGAAAGUGAAUCCAAUCAAGGUGACGAUUUAGCGUCGCGUUUCUUAACUGCUGACCGUCGAGACCGCAGAGUUAAAGAAGACUGGGGAGACGAGUCUGACGGCAGAAGCUAUGACGAGAAAAACGGUCGAGAUGAAUGGGACUCGGAAUCUACAUUAGAUAAUAGACGUGACAUACGCGACAACUUCUCUGGACGAGCCGCUUCAGAAAUAUACGAAAUUCAUCCUGUAAGGACUGAAAGGCGAAAGGAAGAAACUGAAAUGGAGGAAAACUUUGAACGGAAACGUUCAUCAGCUUUGUUCGAUGACUUCGAGCGAUAUGACGGGAGGAAAAAUUCUAGAGACAUGUUAGUAGGUCGAUCGAGGAACAGUCCGCGGUCUGAUAUUAUGUUUCCACAAGAAAGCAAUGAUACUUUAAAAAGGACUGAACGUCCGACAUUUAAGACUCAUAUGGCACAAAAGGAAAGAGACAGGAAGCUGGAAGCUGAAAGACGUCAGUCCGUCUCUACUCACGUCACAGAUAAAACAGAACACAUUGAACGAGACGUGCCGGCGCCAGCGGCGUUGUUACCGUCCGAGCGCUCGUAUAUCACAUACUCGCGCGUGCCGUGGAAGCUGCGCGUGCGCAAAGAAGUGUUCACGCCGCUUGAGACCUACAACGAGCCUGCCAUUCUAGACUUGCUAUAUGCUCAAAUCGUACACGACAUAACCUCCAACAUACCGUCCCUCCGCAUCAGCGCAAGCGAGAGACGCGCGGGCGCGGCGUGGCUCCGGUCGCAGAAUGGACCAGUUCGCGUUAACACUAAACGGCAAGCUGUAGAGAUGGCUAGAGAGUGGCCCUUCUACUUCGCGAGAUUGUUCUCAGCGCGGGUCCCGCCCGGGGAAAAUGCCGUACUGGCGGUGUCUCAUAAUGCAGUUACUAUAGGAGUUAAAGGUCCCGGCGGCCUGGCCACACGGCGCGCCAUCCCGCUGCAGGGGCUGCGCGCGGCGGCGCCCGCGCCCGCCACGCUGCAGCUGACGCCGGCGCGCGACGCGCCGCUUACGCUGCACGCGCCGCUGGCGCACCACGCGCACGCCAUCAUCGUGGAGUUCGCGCUGCAGUGUUCACAGAGCUUUCCAUACCCCAUAGCGAGACUGUCCGCGCUCGCACAGUCGAACCGUGACCGCGCACUCGCGCGCACCAUGCAGCGGCCGCGCCUCUCCGCCGCAAUGCGUGAUAACUGGCGCCACUUGCAAAGAGUGUAUGGCUUGGAGGUUGAUGAUGAUUUCCCUCCUCCCAGACGUGCACCAAGUCUGGAUUCACUUAUAAAUUCCUCUGAGGGCGCAGCCUCCAGUGCUGAAGCCUCCGCCCCCGAAGACUCCGAUUCGGGCGCGGACACCCGCGAUCCGGAACCCAUACGUCGCCACAAAAAGUGCCCCCAAAGUUUCUCGUCCUCGUCCAGUGGUCACAUGGAGACGAUCCACGAGGAAACUACGGAACCUAAAGUGUCUGUUAAGGAGAUUCUCGCGAGAUUUGAGAAUUUAAAGGAAAAAACUGACAUCACACAGAUACAACCAAAACCAACAACAAAUGGCAUAUCGAGCACAAAAGAAAAAGUCACGGAACGUGAAACGAGGGAAACUCGUGAAUCGAGAGAGUCAAGAGAGUCUCGAGAAUCAAGAGAGUCCAGGGAGUCCAGAGAGUCCAGAGAUUCUAGAGAAAUAAGGGAGCUACGAGAAUCUCGUGAUGAAUCGGAAAUAGAAAUACGGGAUAGGAGAGCUACGACGUCUUCACCGGUGCCAAGAGAACGUGAGAGGGAUAGAGAGAGAGAUAGAGAGCGUGACCGAGAUAGAGAGCGAGACAGAGAUAGAGAGCGUGACAGAGAAAGGGAGAGGGAUAUGAGGGACGAGAGAAGAGAGCAGUCUACCCCUCAACACGAUGGACGACACCCACUGCUACAAUUCGCCGUAGAUCACUUCAGGCAGAGCCCAGAAUUAGAAAUUCUGAAAGCAGAUUCCUCACUGAAAAGUAAAGCUAAACGUAAUGAAUGGACAUGGAAAGCUCAAACGGACGUUGUCAAAUGGCAAGCUGCACCUCUCAGGGCGCCGCUACUGCGACUACCGGCAGCACUCGCCCCGCCCGCCUUAGAAUGCUUCACUUGUAUUCGAGCAUACUGUGGAGACUUGCAACCGCCUGAAAGAGCGAUUCAUCAAGACUUAACUGAAGUUAAAUGUGUUUACACUGUACUUAUGCAUUGUCACUCAGUACCAGAACUACGCGAUGAAGUGUACUGCCAGCUGAUGAAGCAGACCACCUCGAACCGAUCCCCCGCGCAGGACUCGUGCCAGCGAGCGUGGCGCUUCAUGUCCAUACUCGCUGCGUACUUCACAUGUUCGGAUACACUUAGACCGUUCCUGAUAGAGUAUCUAUCAGCGGCGGCGGCGGACAGGCGGCGGCCCUGCCAGGGCACGGCGGCCGUCUGUCUCGCCAACUUCAGGAAGACGCUGCGCUGCGGCGGCAGGAAGAACGUGCCCAGCGUGGAGGAGGUAACGGCAGUGUCGGCCGGGCGGUCGGCGCGGCGCCAGCUGUACCGGCUUCCGGGCGGCGCCGAGCGCGUCGUCAACACUCGCUGCGCCACCGUCGUGCAGGACAUCGUCAACGAGCUCUGCGACCUGAUCGGCGUGAGCAGCCCGGCGGAGCGCGCGGAGUUCUCGCUGUACUGCAUCGUGGCGGGCGACGCGCUGACCAUGCCGCUGGCGGGCGACGAGUACGUGCUGGACGUGACCACGGAGCUGCAGCGCGCGCACCAUCCCUUCUACCUCAUCUUCUGCCGCUCCGUGUGGCACCACGCGCUGCGCCAGGACGCGCCGCCACUGUACACUGAAGUGCUGUUUAAUCAGGUGGCGCCAGACUACCUCGAAGGUCUCCUCCUGGUGCUCCCCGGGGGCGGAGCGCCGGGCGCCGGGGUGCUGCGGGACGCUGCGCUCGUGGCGGCCCUGCUCCACCGAGCCGCUGGUCUGCCGGAUGCUCCUCAUCCUCGGGACCUGAAGUUCCUCCUACCGAAACCAUUGCUGGCUUUGAGGGAGCCGAAGCCGAAUAAAUGGGCGUCGUGGGUGUCGGCCGAAUGGCCCACUGUUAGAACGAUGACGCCUGCCGCCGCUAAGUCUAAAGUGCUACAGGUAUUAUCCCGUUGGCCGUUAUUCGGCUCGUCGUUCUUCGCGGUGCGUCGCGUGAGCGGGGCCGGCGGCGGCGGCGGCGGCGAGUGGCGCGAGUACGUGCUGGCGCUGAACCGGCGCGGCGUGCACCUGCUGCACCCCGCCACGCACGACACCGACGCGCACUGGCCCUACGCCGACCUCAUAUCUACUAGGAAGGUGCGGUCGGAGGACGGCACGCUGUUCCUGGACGUGAAGUGCGGGUCGCUGCUGCAGCAGCGCGUGACGCGGCUGCAGGCGGAGCAGGCGCACGAGGUGGCGCGCCUCAUCCGCCAGUACAUAGCGCUGCAGCGCGACCAGCGCGACCACGACCCGCGCGACCACGACCGCGACCACGACCACGAUCACCAGCACGACCACCGGGACUCUGUGUUUAGCCAG